This is a messenger RNA of Lycium barbarum (goji berry), 600 nucleotides long. RefSeq names its product ubiquitin C-terminal hydrolase 12-like. Lineage: Eukaryota; Viridiplantae; Streptophyta; Magnoliopsida; Solanales; Solanaceae. Bases 1 to 600 code for a protein of 199 amino acids. The record is from RefSeq and is a predicted model, not a curated record. Gene Ontology annotation, molecular function: protein binding. The transcript is spliced from 3 exons.
AUGGCUUCAGGUCAAGUGCGGCGAUUUCACUCGAUCAAGGCCGAGUGGGGUUGCUCCAAGUUUAUCUCUCACAAAUCACUGAAAGAGCCCUGCAAUGGAUAUCUUGUUGAUGAUAAUUGCAUUCUUGGAGCUGAGGUAUUUGUCAUCAAGAACCAAGGAGUUGGUGAAUGUGUGUCCUUGUUAAAAGACAUCGAGUGUAUUAAGCACGAGUGGAACAUCUUUGAGUUUUCAAAAUUAGGGGAGCAAUGUUCUUCUAAAGAGUUUACUGUUGGGGAUCACAAAUGGAAGCUUUUGCUCUAUCCUGCAGGUCAUGCUCGUGAAAAGGGCCAUAGCAUAUCCAUUUACCUUGUAUCAGUUGAUGCUGGAAGUUUUGGUCGCCAGAAAAGGGUCAAGGCAAUACUUAGCAUUUCUGUAAAGGAUCAGAUUAGUGGUGCACAUCAUUCUUCACAUUGGUUUUCAGCUGCUGUAGCCGCUUGGGGUUGGUCAGCAUUCAUGCCGCUACAUGAAUUCAAGAAUCCAAAAAAAGGCUACCUUGUCGAAGACUGCUGCAUUGUGGAAGCAGAUGUUCUUGUAGUUGGUGAUGUCAAUAGUUUAACCUAA